UUUCUCUUCUUAUAAUCUUCGCAUAAAACCUUCUCAAUUUCUUCACCAAACUCUUCAUUGAAUCAUACCAAAAGUUGUUAGAAAAAAUACUACGAAUUUUUCUAACCUAAUGGCGAAACAAGGUCUGGAACUUGAAAUUACAGAACUGAGAUUAGGUCUUCCAGGGGGCGGUGACAACAAGAUUUAUGAGAAGAAAAGGGUUUUCUCAGAUAUAUCUGCGGAUGAAGUGUAUGCCAGCAACGAUGACCGGAAAGUUCAGACGAGGAUCCAAGUUGUGGGGUGGCCGCCGGUGUGUUCUUAUCGGAUGAAGAGCAGUUGUAACGAGAAAGAUCGCCUCGAAACUUCAAAAAUGUACGUGAAAGUUAGCAUGGAUGGGGCUCCUUUUCUUCGUAAAAUUGAUUUGGGGAUGCACAAAGGUUACUCUGAUCUUGCCAUUGCGUUGGAGAAGCUCUUUGGUUGUUUCGGUAUAAGUGAGGCGCUAAAGGAUGCAGACAGCUCUGAAUUUAUUCCCAUUUAUGAAGACAGAGAUGGAGACUGGAUGUUAGCAGGAGACGUGCCUUGGGAAAUGUUUAUUGAAUCAUGCAAGAGGGUAAGGAUCAUGAAAAGAUCGGAGGCUAAGGGUUUUGGGUUGCAGGCGGGUGGUGCUAUCAAGGAAAUUUCGAAAAAUGAGGAGUGAGUUGAAAUUAAUUUUGCAUGGAUGGAGAAGUUGAAGUUGAUGGAUCAAUUUCUGUGUUGAUGUUGUUUAUUUAUUUGAUUAAGAAGACAAUUAAUUACUGAUUAAACUAUGAUUACUGUGAACUGUCUCAUAGCUAAAUUGGGAUAGAACCCUUGAUGAUAAGAAAGAUGCUUUUCCUUCUUUUCUCUUAUGAUUUGAUCUUGUUAUAUAUUAAGUAGUUGUAUCUGCAUAAGAUAUAGCCAAUUUGUUGUGA
Mangifera indica (mango) is the source of this 929-nucleotide messenger RNA. RefSeq names its product auxin-induced protein AUX22-like. NCBI's taxonomy places the organism in Eukaryota, Viridiplantae, Streptophyta, Magnoliopsida, Sapindales, Anacardiaceae. The transcript has 3 exons. The record is from RefSeq and is a predicted model, not a curated record. Gene Ontology annotation, molecular function: protein binding. Gene Ontology annotation, cellular component: nucleus. Gene Ontology annotation, biological process: regulation of DNA-templated transcription. Bases 110 to 676 code for a protein of 188 amino acids.